Salvelinus fontinalis (brook trout) is the source of this 5363-nucleotide messenger RNA. RefSeq names its product rho guanine nucleotide exchange factor 25-like. The record is from RefSeq and is a predicted model, not a curated record. NCBI's taxonomy places the organism in Eukaryota, Metazoa, Chordata, Actinopteri, Salmoniformes, Salmonidae. Gene Ontology annotation, cellular component: cytoplasm; plasma membrane. Gene Ontology annotation, biological process: axon guidance. Bases 2661 to 4151 code for a protein of 496 amino acids. Gene Ontology annotation, molecular function: guanyl-nucleotide exchange factor activity. The transcript has 14 exons.
GUAAUGUAGGGUAUGUAAACAUUAUAUAAAGUGGCAUUGAUUAAAGUGACUAGUGAUACAUUUAUUACAUCCAAUUUUUUAUUACUAAAGUGGCUAGAGAUUUGAGUCAGUAUGUUGGCAGCAGCCACGCAAUGUUAGUGAUGGCUGUUUAACAGUCUGAUGGCCUUGAGAUAGAAGCUGUUUUUCAGUCUCUCGCUUCCAGCUUUGAUGCACCUGUACUGACCUCGCCUUCUGAAUGAUAGCGGGGUGAACAGGCAGUGGCUCGGGUGGUUGUUGUCCUUGAUGAUCUUUUUGGCCUUCCUGUGACAUCGGGUGGUGUCGGUGUCCUGGAGGGCAGGUAGUUUGCCACCGGUGAUGUGUGGUGCAGACCUCACUACCCUCUGGAGAGCCUUGCGGUUGUAGGCGGAGCAGUUGCCGUACCAGGCAGUGAUACAGCCCGACAGGAUGCUCUCAAUUGUGCAUCUGUAAAAGUUUGUGAGUGUUUUUGGUGAUACGCCGAAUUUCUUCAGCCUCCUGAGGUUCAUCUCCUUUGUUUUGUUGACGUUGAGUGUGAGGUUAUUUUCCUGACACCACACUCCGAGGGCCCUCACCUCCUCUGUAGGCCGUCUCGUCGUUGUUGGUAAUCAAGCCUACCACUGUAGUGUCGUCUGCAAACUUGUUGAUUGAGUUGGAUGCGUGUAUGGCCACGCAGUCGUGGGUGAGCAGGGAGUACAGGAGAGAGCUGAGAACGCAUCCUUGUGGGGCCCCAGUGUUGAGGAUCAGCGGGGUGGAGAUGUUGUUUCCCACCCUCACCAACUGGGGGCGGCCUGUUUGAAAGUCCAGGACCCAGUUGCACAGGGCGGGGUCGAGACCCAGGGUCUCGAGCUUAAUGACGAGUUUGGAGGGUACUAUGGUGUUAAAUGCUGAUCUGUAGUCGAUGAACAGCAUUCUUACAUAGGUAUUCCUAUUAUCCAGAUGGGUUUGGACAGUGUGCAGUGUGAUUGCGAUUGCGUCGACUGUGGACCUAUUGGGGCGGUAAGCAAAUUGGAGUGGGUCUAGGGUGUCAGGUAGGGUGGAGGUGAUAUGGUCCUUGACUAGUCUCUCAAAGCACUUCAUGAUGACGGAAGUGAGUGCAAUGGGGCGAUAGUCGUUUAGCUCAGUUACCUUAGCUUUCUUGGGGACAGGAACAAUGGUGGCCCUCUUGAAGCAUGUGGGAAAAGCAGACGGAGAUAGGGAUUGAUUGAAUAUGUUCGUAAACACACCAGCCAGCUGGUCUGCGCAUGCUCUGAGGACGCAGCCUUGCGAGGGUUAACAUGUUUAAAUGUUUUACUCACGUUGGCUGCGGUGAAGGAGAGGCCGCAGGUUUUGGUAGCGUGCCGUGUCGGUGGCACUGUAUUGUCCUCGAAGCGAGCAAAGAAGUUGUUUAGUUUGUGUGGGAGCAAGACAUCGGGGUCCGCGACGGGCCUGGUUUUCUUUUUGUAGUCCGUGAUUGACUGUAGACCCUGCCACAUACCUCUCGUGUCUGAGCUGUUGAAUUGCGACUCUAUACUGACGCUUAUCUUGUUUGAUUGCCUUGCGGAGGGAAUAGCUACACUGUUUGUAUUCGGUCAUGUUUCUGGUCGCCUUGCCCUGAUUAAAAGCAGUGGUUUGCGCUUUCAGUUUUGCGCGAAUGCUGCCAUCAAUCCACGGUUUCUGGUUGGGGAAGUUUUUAAUUGUUGCCGUGGGUACAACAUCACCGAUGCACUUGCUAAUAAACUCUCUCCCCAAAUCAGCGUAUACAUCAAUGUUGUUGUUUGAUGCUAUCCAGAACAUAUCCUAGUCCACGUGAUCGAAGCAAUCUUGAAGCGUGGAAUCAGAUUGCUUGGACCAGCGUUGAACAGACCUGAGCACAGGCGUUUCCUGUUUUAGUUUCUGUCUAUAGGCUGGGAGCAACAAAAUGGAGUCGUGGUCAGAUUUGCAGAAUGGAGGGCGAGGGAGGGCUUUGUAUGCGUCGCGGAAGUUAGAGUAACAAUGAUCCAGAAUUUUUCCAGCCCGGGUCGCGCAUUCGAUAUGCUGAUAAAUUCUAGGGAGCCUUGUUUUCAGAUUAGCCUUGUUAAACUCCCCAGCUACAAUAAAUGCAGCCUCAGGAUAUGUGGUUUCCAGUUUACAUAGAGUGCAAUGAAGUUCUUUCAGGGCCGUCGAGGUGUCUGCUUAGGGGGGGAUGUACAUGACUGUGAUUAUAAUCGAAGAUAAUUCUCUUGGUAGAUAAUGCGGUCGUCAUUUGAUUGUAAGGAAUUCUAGGUCAGGUGAAGAAAAGGACUUGAGUUCCUGUAUGUUGUUAUGAUGACAUCACGACUCGUUAAUCAUAAGGCAUACACCCCCGCCCUUCUUCUUACCAGAAAGAUGUUUGUUUCUGUCGGCGCGAUGCGUGAAGAAAUCAGGUGGCUGUACUGACUCUGAUAACAUAUCCCGAGUGAGCCAUGUUUCCGUGAAACAGAGAAUGUUACAAUCUCUGAUGUCUCUCUGGAAGGUAACCCUUGCGGUGGGCGGUGUGCCCAUCUACGGAGCCUGACCAGAAGACCGCUCCGUCUGCCUCUUCUGCGGCACCGUUGUUUUGGGUCGCCUGCUGGUAUCUGAUCCAUUGUCCUGGGUGGUGGAACAAACAGAGGAUCCGCUUCGGGAAAGUCGUAUUCCUGGUCGUAAUGUUGAACCAUCAAUCUUCCACCAUUCUCUCGGAAGAAGAAGAUGGCUCCUCCCUGAUUGGUGACUCAACCAGCCAAUGGUCAGCCACAAUGGACAGUGAAGAGGACAGGAGGAGUGCCUUAGAGAAGAGCAUAUAUGUGCUGACAGAGCUGAUAGAGACAGAGAAGAUGUAUGUUGACGAUCUGGGAUUCAUAGUGGAGGGCUACAUGGCCAGCAUGGCCAGUCAGGGGAUCCCAGAGGACAUGAAGGGCAAAGACAAGAUAGUGUUCGGGAACAUUCACCAGAUCUAUGACUGGCAUAAAGACUAUCUUCUGGGCGAGCUGGAGAAGUGUGUGGCUGAGCCCAACAGACUGGCCCAACUCUUCAUCAAGCAUGAGCGGCGUCUCCACAUGUACGUAGUGUACUGUCAGAACAAGCCCAAGUCAGAGCACAUUGUCUCAGAGUAUAUCGAGACCUAUUUUGAGGAGCUGAGGCAGCAGCUGGGCCACAGACUACAACUCAACGACCUGCUUAUCAAACCAGUACAGAGGAUCAUGAAAUACCAACUACUGCUCAAGGACUUCCUGAAGUACUACACCAAAGCAGGAAGGGAUACCUCAGAGCUGGAGAGAGCGGUGGAGGUGAUGUGUUUUGUGCCCAAGCGAUGUAAUGAUAUGAUGAACGUGGGCAGACUGCAGGGCUUUGAGGGGAAGAUCACAGCCCAGGGGAAACUGCUGCAGCAGGACACCUUUACAGUUAGUGAGCAGGACAGCAGCUUCCUGUCCCGUGCCAAAGAGAGGCGGGUCUUCCUGUUUGAACAGCUGGUCAUUAUCAGUGAACCAAUCGAUAGGAAGAAGGGCUUCUCUCUGCCAGGGUACACCUUUAAAAACAGCAUCAAGCUCAGUUGUCUGGGUGUGGAGGACCACUGUGAGGAGGACCCAUGUCGUCUGGUCCUGACGUCCCGCGGGGCUGAUGGGAGCGUGGCACGCUUCGUCCUGCAGGCCUCGUCCCAGGAGACUCGGAGGGCCUGGGUCAACGACGUUGUCCAGAUCUUGGAGACCCAGAGGAAUUUCCUCAACGCUCUCCAGUCUCCAAUAGAGUACCAGCGCAGGGAGAGUAAGUCCAACAGCCUGAGAGGAGCCAUGAAUGCUCCCGUUGCACCGACCUCUGGCCUGCGACCCCAUUCCUCUGCCUCCAUUGACCGCCACCGGCUACCCAACCUGCGCUCUUACAAUACCUCCUUGCCCUCCCUCCACCUGCCCAGCCAGCCCCCUGCAGACACACAGUCCCCACUGUAUCUUAGCCCUGCGACACCCCGUCCCUCCCAUCUCCCUCUGACCAGCCCUCAGCAGCUCAGCAAUGGCCUGCGCCCCCCUGCCCAGCACAGCUUGCAGGGUGGUAUUGACAGAUACCAUGGACCCAUGCCGGGGGAGGGAGGAGAUUAUGCACCAAAUCACUCUGGCAACCAUGAUCAGCUGACAGAUCUCUCUCUGCAUGAGCAUGAGUGCUGAUGAUGUGUGAUGACCUUUGGCCUCACAUACUGAAAGCUGCCCCUAGAUGCUGAUAUUAGUUCAGUUUUGCGUUAUCCCCAGUAAUGGCUAAGGUUCGGUUUGGGCGAUGGGGAAGCUGAUCCUAGAUCUGUGCCUAGAGGAGACUUCACCCUGGAGUUAAUGAGUGGCAGGCUGAGAGACCCCUGGCUGGGGGCCUGCGGCGGGGUCACUCCUUGUGAUUACCCUAAUAUUGCUAUAUUACUAUUACUAUGGUAUCUCUAGCUUGUAAUAAGGAUUAUUUUGUGGGUAUUUCUGUCAUUAUAUUAUAUUUUCUACUAUUUUGAAACCUCUACUUACUAUUGUGAUGUGAGAAGUGAAGCAGAAUUGCAGCCUCUAUGGUGUUUCUGUGAGAGAAUUGGAAAAGUAACCAAUGGUCUCUGAUGUUGACAGUGUGUGUGUGUGUGCGCAUGUUGGUAUGUAUAUGUGACUGGUACAUUGCAUCUGUGAUGCGAUGGUAGCUGUUCACACUGCAAAUACAGUACAGUACCCCUAAGUUUGUCAAGAGUUUAUACAUGAUUGAACUUCAUAUGGUGACAUUUUGAACACAAUUUGGUUUCAUAAAGAAAUUAUAGACAUUUGGGACCGCUUCUUAAGUCGCCAACUAUUUACUGUUGCUUUAUCUUAAACAGGCGAACCAUAUUACCAUUAUGCCACUGCUACGUGUGACAGCUUCUAUCACUUUGUACAAGAAGGGAAGCAAAGACUAGUGGGCGAUAAUGGCAUGUCUAUUCUCUGUCUCUCUUUUUAUAUAGCUUACCAGUAUGCUCCUAUCCUGAAUUCAUCCUCGUCACUAUUUCAUAAAGCAGCCUUUGGGUCAAGAGUGUUGACAUACAGUAAUGACGUUGUAGUCCUGAUACAGUUUUGAAAUUUAUUGUGGGACGGAAUCUGUCCAGGAGUUGAGCAGCUGCAGUCAUGAUUGUCUACUCUAUACAUACCAAGCAGCGCAGUAAUAAUUGAUACGUUUUCCUUCAUUUUAGCGGCUAUUUUAACACUGCCAUUGUUCCAACGUUAUCUGAAGAAAACACACGGAAACUCACACAAAGCCCACUCAUAGCUGAAGGAGAGAGAGGAAAAGGGAACAAAGAUCAAGGGGUUGUUCAUCUGUCAAUGUCAUUAUGAAUGUAAAUAAUAUUCUGUGGGACUAUAUCAAUAAAUAAAACAUGCAACACAGCA